AGUUUGUUGAUAAACAAAUCUGAUUCACGGUCGUUGUUUUCACCGUUUCACGACGCUUUUCAUUCCAGUUUGUUGUUUUGUUGAGCAUCAUACAUAUUUUUAGCGUGAAUUCGUGAUUCUCGUUUUCUAAUUUCGUUGGUACCAGAAAUUAACCGACGAGGCAACAUGGCGGAUAUGUUCAGUAACAAUUUGGAUAAGAUUUUCGAGAGUAUCAACAGUACUAUGCGAAUCGCCAACGAAUACGGCACUCCUGAACAGCAGAAUAUCAAGGUCUACAGUGCCCUUACGGAAAAGUUGGUUGAAAUUGAACAAAACUUCAACAAACACAACAAAGCUCUGCAAGAGUCAUCUAAGGAAAUCACACUUGAAGAGUUCGACCGAAGAUACCAAUCAAGUCUGACUGCCGGCAAAAGCAAUGUAAAGCAACUCAAACGCUACAAAGAUUACAUCGCACAUGCGCGAUCCAUACUGAGCUCCCAAGACCAAGAUGAUUCCAAUGAUUCUCGUUCGGACGAGGACGAGGAAAUGGUGCAAAUGGAUGAAGCUAUCAUCGAUACCGACCCAAUCACGAAGCGUCCUCUGGAAGUGCCGGUGCGAAACAUAAGAUGUAAUCACGUGUACGAAAAGAGCGCCAUCGAACAGAUGAUCAAGACAAAUCCACGAACAAGAUGCCCUGUGAUGGGUUGCGCCGCUGCUCAGUUCGUAACUCUGGCGGAUUUGCAGGAGGACGAAAAGCUCCGACAGAAACUGAAGAUGCAACGUAGGACGAAAAAUAAGUAAGAUCGCGUUAAUAAUGACCUGCGAAUCAAACGAAUUUCAUUCUUUACUGCUGAUCGACUUUGGUCAUACCUACCGAUCAUUUGUACCUAAUUUGCUGUAGUAA
Molecule: messenger RNA, 883 nt
Organism: Ochlerotatus camptorhynchus
Lineage: Eukaryota; Metazoa; Arthropoda; Insecta; Diptera; Culicidae
Exons: 3
Coding region: 166-780 (204 amino acids)
Biological process (GO): double-strand break repair via homologous recombination; protein sumoylation
Cellular component (GO): Smc5-Smc6 complex; nucleus
Molecular function (GO): SUMO ligase activity; zinc ion binding
Source: RefSeq, a predicted model, not a curated record